AUGUCAACGCCGUCAGUACAAAAUCCAAGUGCGGUUUGUCAAGCAAAUACGGAUUUCAACUCAACUCAAAACAAGCAACAAGCACAGCCACAGCCACAGCAACAACUAUCGUCCAUAUCAAUAAUGUGGGAUUAUGAUAUCGAUAAUACCCUAAAUACAAUCAAAGAGAAUGGUAGCACGAAUAUUUUUAAGGGCAGUGCAGCAACGCCUACGCCUUCACCCUCACCACCAUUAAAUUCCUCUAUAGAGCGACAGCAGCAGCAGGAAUCUAGUAAAAUGGGAGUUGCAAAGGCAACCCCCCAUGCCUCAGCCAUUAUGGAUACCAACUCUAGUCCUGAAAAAUUACAACCGCUUAGCGUUAAAUGUGAUGACAUCAAAGCCAUAUUACCUCUAACGCCACCAGCCACCCCUGUCACCCAGAACACUGCCCGCAAACGAUGGAAGAUAUUGGCCAAGGUAUUACGCAAAGACUCCGAGGAGACGGUCUCCUCCUCCGGGGAGGAAUGUACGCCUGAACAAAAUACCGCCUCAGUGAGGCGUUUCAAGUCAUUUGAUCUAUUGCGUCAGGAUAGCUUUGAGGAUCAUGGCACCCUGAAUUAUUUGGGCAAAGCCGAGAAUUGGUACAAAUACAAAGUGAUAUUGGAUGGCAGCACAAAUGGGCAGCAGGAGUAUACAGUGAAUAUCCAUCAUAUGGAGCGGCAUUUGACAGCCUCUGAUUUGAUGGGCUUCAAUAAUACCGGCAACAUAUGUGUUUGGCCUUCGGAAGAGGCCCUAACCGCUUUCGUUCUCUCCGAUUUGGCUUCAUACAAUGGCAAAUGGAUUUUGGAGUUGGGAGGUGGCUUCACCUGUUUAUCGGGCCUGAUGCUAUCGAAAUAUGCCAAACCCUAUGCGGUACACUUGACCGAUGGCAAUGAGGUGUCGGUGGAGAAUGUCAAGAAGACAGUGUGUCUCAAUGAGAUGGCCUGCUAUACCAAGUGUUCGGUGCUCAAGUGGCAGGACAAGGCGAGUCGUUCCCCUUCUGAGGCUGGAAAAUUCGAUGUUAUCCUGUCGGCCGACUGUCUUUUCUUUGAUGAGGCCCGCUCAUCUCUGGUCGAUACCAUAUGGUAUUACCUCUCUCCAAAAGGCGAAGCCCUGGUCAUGGCUCCCAGGCGUGGCAAGACCAUGUCGUUGUUCAUUGAUGAGGCUGUGAAACAAGGCUUUCAGGUAGCCUUGACUCAACGCUACAACGAGACCAUAUGGCGACGUCAUCUGGAGCUUAUGAAUUCCUCAUUAUAUGAUGCUGAUCUACACUAUCCGGUAUUGCUGCGUCUGCGUAAACCUUCGACCAUGGUGGUGCCCAUGGAUGUUUGCAAAGAAGAAGAAGAAUCCUUAGGAGACAUCUAGGUGCUUAAACAAAACACUCCUUCUCCCAGUCCCAUUUGUUUGUUGGUAAUCCCAAGGUUUAUUUGAUUGGUAGCAAAACAAAAAACGUAUUUUACUUCAACAAUUCCAUUUUUAUUAAUUCCACUCUUAUUACUUACGAUAGUGAAUGGGGUCACCACAUGAGAUGUGUGGUGAAAAGCCCAUUGACUUGUUGUUUACCUUAGACCAAAAUUAUUUGCAUAGGCAAUUUCAGGGGUUCAAUGGUGGAUAUGGUUGGCAAAAUGUUUAGGGAAUUGAAGAAGAACCUUUAAAAAUAUUGACUUGAAGUGAAAAAAUAAAUUUAAAAUAUUAAAUUAACUUCAAUUAAAAUGAAAUGAUAGAAAUAAAAUAAUAUACAAUAAAAUAAAAUAAAAUAAAAUAAAAUAAAAU
This is a messenger RNA of Stomoxys calcitrans (stable fly), 1791 nucleotides long. Its product is annotated as calmodulin-lysine N-methyltransferase. The transcript has a single exon. Gene Ontology annotation, molecular function: calmodulin-lysine N-methyltransferase activity. Lineage: Eukaryota; Metazoa; Arthropoda; Insecta; Diptera; Muscidae. Gene Ontology annotation, cellular component: cytoplasm. The record is from RefSeq and is a predicted model, not a curated record. Bases 1 to 1383 code for a protein of 460 amino acids.